GUUACACUGUUGUCGUGGUCCUUCAAUUAGCAUUCUAAGUGCGUCCCGUUUUCAGCUUUAAGCGAUUAUAUAUUCAAAAUCUUGCAAAACUCGGAGUAGAAAACUCUUAAGUACCCGGCUCAUUAGAAAAUGGAGAUGAGGAGGAGAAGACACACAUUGCUUCUCACUUUCUUAAGUUGUCACCACAUAUGAACGGUAGGUGUAGGGAAACUCAUCACGAGCCCAGGUCGCUGCAUCCCAGUCACGCGGUGCCCCCUAGACCCUAGUCCUCCUCGCUCCACCAGCACUCCAGCAGCAAUCUCUGCUCGCCGCUCCCCUUGGCAGCCAGACAGCCAGUAGCAUCUGCAUCUCCUACGACCUCCGGCCCCCCGAGUUCGUCUUAAACCCCCCAAAACCACCGCCGCGCGCUGUUCCCCGAUCCACGAAAAGGCGCGCCAGGACCUCCCUCCUCAGCUCCAGAUCCUCCUCCUCCCCGCCCGGCCCAGCACCGACUACAAUGGGGAACUCAAUUUCCGCCGCCGGUCCAGCGCUGUGCGCCGCGAUCGGCGCCAUCGAGCUCGUCCACUUCCUGGACCCGCAGCGGACGGGUGCGCGCACCGCGGCAGCCGCCCAAGCCCCGGCGCUCGGCAGCGUGGUCCGGGCCUUCCUCCCGCUGUCCGCGGCGUGGGGAUUCUUCAUCACCUCCGUGGCGCUUAUGUACCGCCACCACCUCCAACGCGCCGGUGCCGCGGCCGCCGGAAACCGGCGCCAGUCGGAGCGCGUCCGCUUCAUGUUGUGUGCAUCCCUUGGCUUCCUCGAGUUCUUUUUGUUCGUCGUGCAGGCUCCAGGUGGAGUUGGCGCGGAUCACGACGUAGCUCGGGAGCUUGGUCGGGCGGCUCUCCGUGCGCUGCCCGCUGCGGCCACGGCGACCUUCUUUUUGAGCAUGCUGCUGAUAAUCGUCGGGCACAUCCGCGCCGGCGGCGAAGGAGGCGGCGGCGCCGUCGCCGGAGACGGACCGAUCGGGGCGCCCGCUGGGCUCCUCGCCAAGAUGUCCAUCGGAUCGGCGGCGGCACUCGUCUGCCUCAUGGCCAUGGCGGCCCUCUACGGCGCCUAAUAAGCUCCUGGAAGAAGAUGCACUGGCUGGAUACCGUCAAGGUUCAUUGCAGGGAUGCCCUGACAUGGCCAGAUUUUAAUUUUUCCAUGAUGAAUUUUGACAUUUGUAAUAAUAUUAAGUCAGGGCUGAUGCCUUGAACUUUUGUGUCUAUUUUUUAUCCAACAACUUCUCUAUGCUUCUGCCACCAUGCAUCUGAUACUAUUUGAUAUGGGACUGUGGGGUGGGUAAUAUGAUGCAAUAAUCUUAAUUC
This is a messenger RNA of Setaria italica (foxtail millet), 1343 nucleotides long. RefSeq lists its product as uncharacterized. The transcript has 2 exons. The record is from RefSeq and is a predicted model, not a curated record. The coding region runs from base 497 to 1093 and encodes 198 amino acids. Lineage: Eukaryota; Viridiplantae; Streptophyta; Magnoliopsida; Poales; Poaceae.